AUGGCGGCUGUAGUGGGCAUAUCACCCAUUAGAGCACGACUUGCUUCCAAGAAGCUCUUCCAAGUCACUUUCGUGUGCAAGCGAUGUCUCCAGCAACAGUCCAAAGCGCCACCCGCAUACCGAUCAAUCCGACAAACCCCAUUCCUUAAAGCCUUCCGAUCGCACGGCCCAGCACAGCUCAGACAACAGAGCUCAUCAACCGCAUCACCGCUAGGAGCGUUGGGUCGAAGCAUUGGCGAAUCGUCGAGAAACCUCCCCUCUAAAUCCUCAUCGUGGCCGCAGACCAGUUCCAAGUCCGUCGCGUACUGGCUUUUGGGAUCUGCAGCAAGCGUCUUUGGAAUUGUUGUCUUUGGUGGAUUGACACGACUCACAGAGUCGGGGCUCAGUAUAACAGAAUGGCGACCCGUGACUGGGUCGUUUCCUCCGCGAGAUCAGCAAGCCUGGGAAGAGGAGUUUGCAAGAUAUAAGCUGAGUCCAGAGUUCAAGCAAUUGAACAGCCACAUGGAUGUGAACGACUUCAAGCAGAUAUAUUGGAUGGAGUGGGGACACAGACUAUGGGGAAGAGUGGUUGGAAUUACCUUCCUCUUGCCUACGGGGUACUUCAUCAUCAUCAGAAAAGUCGAUCCGAGGAUGGCACUGCGAUUAGUCGGGAUUUGUGGGUUGAUUGGGUUCCAGGGAUUCAUCGGAUGGUGGAUGGUCAAGAGCGGGUUGAAAGACGAUCUAUUCGAACAAGGGAAACACCCUCGAGUCAGCCAAUACCGAUUGACUGCGCAUUUGGGGACAGCAUUCAUCGCAUAUCUGUGCAUGCUGUGGAAUGGUAUGCGCAUACUGCAAGAGCAUCGACUGAUACGCGACCCGGAAAAUGGCUUGAAGCUGUUGCAGACACUGCAAAAGCCUGAGUUGAGAGCGUUCAAGCGGUUGGUGGGAGCACUCUCCGUCCUUGUCUUCGUCACGGCAAUGUCAGGUGCUCUUGUGGCAGGAUUGGAUGCUGGUCUGAUCUACAACGACUUUCCAUGGAUGGGCCAAGGACUCAUACCUCCCAAGCGAGAGAUGUUCGACCCUUUCUACUCCCACACCGAGGACCAGAAAGAUCUCUACUGGCGAAACGCUCUAGAGAACCCAGUGCUCGUUCAACUCGACCACCGCAUUCUCGCAACGACGACUUUUUCAGCCAUCGUAGCACUCUGGACGUACAGCCGGUUCAGCCCUGCAGUGAAAGCCAGUCUACCGAAAGCUGCCAAGGGUAGCAUGAUGGGCGUCCUCCACAUGGCCAGCUUGCAGGUCGCUCUUGGAAUCACCACGUUGUGGUACCUCGUCCCUACACCUCUGGCAGCGGCACAUCAAGCGGGAGCGUUGGCGUUGCUCACAACGGUGUUCGUACUUGGCAGCCGUCUUUGGGUGCCGAAGCGAUCUUGGAGGUUGGUGCGGCAGGCCCUGGCACAGACGAAGAACAAUAUGGCUUCGUCGGCGGUAUCCAAGCACCAGCCGAAGGAGGUUUCGAAGACGAGUCAUGAUGGUGGCGCGAUGGUCGAGGAGAAGGAGGCCAGUGCCAAGGCCAGCGCGAGCGCAGGCCUCAAUCUGAAUGUCUUCGGCGCGGUGGCAGGCAUGUUCUCAGGCAAGUCCAGCAAGGAGCAGAAUGCGGAUGGAAGCACUCUCGAGACGAAGGAGGAGAAUGCGGCGAUUAAAGGAGCUGGUGCUGGCAAUCUCAAUGCUAAUGCGGCGGCUGAUGCGGAGCAGAAGGGUCGCCAGAUGAGGGCUGCUAUCCAGGAUAAGAAUGCCUCAUGA
This is a messenger RNA of Zasmidium cellare ATCC 36951, 1785 nucleotides long. RefSeq lists its product as uncharacterized. The transcript is spliced from 4 exons. Bases 1 to 1785 code for a protein of 594 amino acids. Gene Ontology annotation, molecular function: oxidoreductase activity, acting on NAD(P)H, heme protein as acceptor. NCBI's taxonomy places the organism in Eukaryota, Fungi, Ascomycota, Dothideomycetes, Mycosphaerellales, Mycosphaerellaceae. Gene Ontology annotation, biological process: heme A biosynthetic process. Gene Ontology annotation, cellular component: mitochondrial inner membrane. The record is from RefSeq and is a predicted model, not a curated record.